AUGUCGUCUCCCGCCGGCGGGUACGGCGGCGGCGCCGAGGCCCACCACCACCAGCCGCAGCACAACGGCCACAUGCUGCUUCAUAACCAUGCACACCACAUGGCGGCCGCGGCCGCCGCGGCGUCGGGCGGGCAGCUCUACCACGUGCCGCAGCACAGCCGGCGCGAGAAGCUCCGCUUCCCGCCGGACGCCGCCGCGGACGACUCGCCCCCGACCCCUCUUGCCCACCACCACCACCACCAGCAGCAGCAGCACCAGGCCGGGGCGUGGCCGCCUCCGGCCUUCUACUCCUACGCGUCCUCCUCCUCCUCCUACUCGCCGCACAGCCCGACGAUGCCGCAGGGCCAGCAGCUGGUUCUCAACGGGCUCACCGCGCAGCAGUUCCCGCAGAUCCCCACGCAGAACUUCUCGCUCUCCCUCUCCUCCGCCUCCUCCAACCCCGCCACCACGCCCCCGGCGCCCAGGAAGCAGGAGCCAGGAGCCGCCGCGCCGGCCGCGGGGCCGUACGGGCCCUUCACCGGCUACGCCACGGUGCUCGGGCGAUCCAGGUUCCUCGGCCCGGCGCAGAAGCUGCUCGAGGAGAUCUGCGACGUGGGAGGCGCGGCCGCGCACGUCGACCACAGCGUCCCGGACGAGGGCCUGCUCGACGCGGACGCCAUGGACGGCGCCGACGACGCGGCCGGCCACGAGCUGGACACCUCCGGCCCCAUGUCCGGCGCCGAGCAGCAGUGGAAGAAGACUCGGCUCAUCUCCAUGAUGGAAGAGGUGUGCAAGAGGUACCGGCAGUACUACCAGCAGGUGCAGGCCGUGAUCGCCUCGUUCGAGAGCGUGGCCGGGUUCAGCAACGCCGCCCCGUUCACGGCGCUGGCGCUGAGGGUGAUGGCCAGGCACUUCAGGUGCAUCAAGGGCAUGAUCCUCAGCCAGCUGCGCAACACCAGCAAGAUGCCCGUCAAGGAAGGCAUGAGCAAGGACAUCACCAUCUUCGGCCUCGGCGGCGGCGGCGCCCCCGUCGGCGGCUUCCAGAGGGGCGGCAGCGUGAACGGCUUCGGCCAGCCGCACAACAUCUGGCGCCCCCAGAGGGGCCUCCCGGAGCGCUCCGUGACGGUCCUCCGGGGUUGGCUCUUCGAGCACUUCCUGCACCCGUAUCCUACUGACGGCGACAAGCAAAUGCUGGCCAAGCAGACGGGCCUAACAAGGAAUCAGGUGUCGAACUGGUUCAUCAACGCGAGGGUGAGGCUCUGGAAGCCAAUGGUGGAGGAGAUCCACAACCUGGAGAUGAGGCAGGUCCACAAGCACUCGCCGCACGACAAGGGCCAGCAGCACGGCGCCCACGGCCAGGCUCACCAGCACUCGUCGCAGCAGCAGCAGCAGCAGCGCAGCGGCAAGCGGUCCGAGCCCUGCGACUCGCACCCCGGCCAGAGCAGCGGCGUCACCAGGAACCACCACCACCACCACAACGCCGCCGCCGCCGCCUCCUCCCACGGCGGUGGCUUCCCGGACGACCUCUCCCAGAUGUCCCACUCCAUGCAGCAGGGCCAGGUGACCUUCGCCGGCUACGGCGCGCUGCCCUCCCACCACCAGCAGCAGCAGCACGGCGGCAUGGCGUCGCCGCAGCACCACCACCACCAUCACGUCGGCGUCGGCGGGGCGGGGAAUGCUGGCGGCGGCGGCGGCGGCGUGUCGCUCACCCUCGGCCUCCACCAGAACAACAGGGUCUGCUUCGGGGAGCCGCUGCCGGCCAACCUCGCGCACCGGUUCGGGCUGGAGGACGUGGUGAGCGACCCCUACGUGAUGGGCUCGUUCGGCGGCGGCCAGGACCGGCACUUCGCCAAGGAGAUCGGCGGCCACCUGCUCCACGAUUUCGUCGGCUGA
Molecule: messenger RNA, 1872 nt
Organism: Triticum turgidum subsp. durum (durum wheat)
Lineage: Eukaryota; Viridiplantae; Streptophyta; Magnoliopsida; Poales; Poaceae
Source: the annotation of a GenBank genome assembly